Molecule: messenger RNA, 354 nt
Organism: Rangifer tarandus platyrhynchus (Svalbard reindeer)
Lineage: Eukaryota; Metazoa; Chordata; Mammalia; Artiodactyla; Cervidae
Source: the annotation of a GenBank genome assembly
AUGGGCUCACAGGCCCUGGACGUGCAUCGUCUUCUCAUCUUCUCGCGUUGUUUGGUGAGGGUGGGAGCCGGGAGUGAUCUGGUGCUUCUGCCCUGUUCAGUGCCCAGGCCUGCCGUGUGGGGAGGGUCGGGUCUCCGGUCAUUGGAGCAGAAGCCCCGAGGGUCAGUCUCAGCUGGCCCGCUCCCUGGGCGCUCUCCAGCUCCUAGCAUGACACCCUCACUCCAGAGAGGGCCGGUGCUGGAGCCGAGGGCCUGCUACGGGCCCUCGGCGUGGACCUGGGCCUGCGCCGGGUCGCCCGGCUGCAGCCCGUCACCCCGCCUCCUCCUGCUGCGCUGCCUCUUGCAGCAGCAGUAG